GGUGGCGCAGCGCGGUGCCAGGGCCCGGUCGCCGGCGGCGCAGCGCGGUGCCAGGCUCCGGCAGCCUUCGCCUGUGCCCCGGCUUGGUGCAGCUGGGCUGGGAGGUGCUUCUGCGGCGCUGAGGCAGACACGGGGUGAGGGGGCCUGCCUUGUGCGGCUCGCACUAGCAGAUGCAGAAAGGGCUGUGCAGGGUUUGUCUUUUCGUCGUUGAGUCAGUGUCGGAGCGCACAGCAACGUCUCUCUUCCAGACGGCUCCCAGGCGGCGGCUGGACGGAAGGGAACUUGAGGAAGACCCUCUUCUGCUGCCGUUGUGUUUGGUUUGGAGGCUGCUCCGUGGUACCUGCAGCAGGACACCAACAGAUGGUGAGUGACUUCAGGGCAUCUCUGCUGUUAAGAAGGUUCUGUAACAAUUAUGUGGAGCUGAGUAGUUCGGUAUCUCCUGUUACCUAUUUACUUAGAGAAUUUCAUGUUUCAGUACAAUUCUAUUUCCUGAAAGAGAUGAAAAAAGGACUGAAAAGUGGAGCUUGUUCCCUUACCACUCCAGGCAAUUUAGUGGAGUCAAAUCCGGACAGUAACAGCAGCAAUGGAGCCUCAGCAAAAGAGAGAGAUGUGCUUUCCUCUUCUGGAGAGCUGGAAAAUGUACAGCUGAAACCCAGCAGAGAUGCAUCCAGAAAAAAACUCUGUGGCUAUUUAAAUAAGCUGGGCAUCAAGGGGCCAAUCAAGACCUGGAAGUCUCGCUGGUUCUUUUAUGAUGAAAACAAGUGUAAUUUAUUAUACUACAGAACUGCACAGGACAUCAACCCUUUGGGAUCUGUUGAUCUCUCCAGCGCCAGUUUUGACUGCAAGGUGGAAAGUGGGGAAGGGGUUUUUGAGAUCAGAACACCAAGCAGAGUUUUUACUUUGAAGGCAAUCAGCAAUCAGGCAAUGAUGUACUGGCUGCAGCAGCUACAAAUGAGACGUUGGGAAUUUUGCAAUGCUCAAAGCAGAUUUCCUGUGGGCAGCUCACAGCUUGUCAAUGAACCUCUGGCUGGCAGAACAAGUGGUGUUGAUAGUGAAGACUUUCUGCCUCUGGUGAAAACACCGACAGAAGGAGUGGGUUUAAAGGCAGCAUCUUUGCCUGCACCCCAAACAUCUACUGCUUUGCAGAACAUUUCCCUUAAGCACCCUUGGACAGAGAUACAAAACACUGUCUACAAUAUCUGUGGCUCAAAGCAGCUGUGGGGGAGCAGUGGGAAUGUCUUUACCUUCAGUGAAUUCCAGGAGCAUCCUGAGAACCCGGAUGAGGAGCAAGAGGCAGAAGUGGAGGCAGGGUGUGCAGCUAAGGGAGGAACCCUAGAGGAUGAAAGAAUGGACUCCAGGCUGAACUGGGUUAGGAAAGCCAGGUGGAUGAACAGUGGCUUCUCAGGCUUGCCUGAAGAACUGUCCAGGGAGAGGAACCCAAUGGAUAAAGUGAGUGUCCUACAGCAACAGACUCUGACACUCACAGAGGAAGUCAAGUCACAGAAGGAACUGGUUAAACUUCUUCACAAAGCUCUGGAGGCAGCCCAGCAGGAGAAGCGUAUAUCUAGCAUGUAUCUUACUGCAGCAGAAGACAAGGACAGGCUGGAGCUGGUGCGCCACAAAGUGAGGCAAAUCGCAGAUCUUACCAGUCGACUGGAAGCUCUUGAGCAAGAAAAGAAGGAACUGGAGCAGAUAUUGACUCUGAGAGACAGCCAUAUCAAGGAACUCAAGGAGCAUGUGCAGCUCCUGAUGGAGAAGAACCAUGCCAAACAGGAAGUCAUUAUGGCCUUGACAGAGCAGAUGGCCCGAGAACAAUCUGACCCCCUGCAAGAAGCCAACACUAUCACUGUAGAGACAUUGUACAAGCAGCAGGAGGAGAUUGAGCACCUUAAGGAUGAUAUUGAAGCAUACAAAACCCAGAACCAGUUUCUCAAUUCAGAGAUCCACCAGGUUACUCAACUCUUGACAAAUGCUGCUGAGAAUGAAAAAGCCCUUCUGAUGAAGUGUGCCUGCCUGCAAGCACAAAACUGCCAGAUGGAGAGCAAGUACCUGACAGUGUUGCGGAAGCUGCAGGAGGCUGUGCCUGGCCUGCCCAGCUCCCAUGCUGAGUUGGUGAGGAGCCUCAUCCAGGAAGCACUCCAGUGGGAUGUGAAGGAAAAAGCAGAAGGUUUUAACCUGAACCCUGUAAGUGAGUACGAUGAGUACGGGUUUAUGACUGUACCUGAAUAUGAAGUUGAGGACUGGAAACUUCUGGCCAAAAUCCAAGCCCUGGAGAUAAAGUCCAACAACCUGCGGAGCCAGGAAGUAGUAGAGAAGCCCCUCCGUGACAGGUGGAACAGCAUUGGAGAGCUAAGCCCCUCUGCAGAGCUGAAGAACCUGAUCCGAAGCGGCAUUCCAGUGGAGCAUCGCCAGCGGGUCUGGAGGUGGAUUGUCAGCCGGCACUGCGGCCGUCAGCCUGACCACUACCAGCGGCUGCUGCGGCAGAGCAAGAGCACUGAGCACCCUGCCUGUCGGCAGAUUGAGCUUGAUCUGCCCCGCACACUGACUAACAACAAACAUUUUUCCUCUCCCACCUCCCAGCUCAUCCCCAAGCUCCGGAGGGUGUUGCUGGCAUUCUCCUGGCACAAUCCUGCCAUUGGAUACUGCCAGGGACUGAAUAGGUUGGCAGCUGUUGCCCUACUGGUCCUGGAAGAUGAGGAAAGUGCCUUCUGGUGCCUAGUCCAUAUUGUGGAGAACCUAAUGCCAGCAGACUACUACAGUGACACACUGAUAACAUCACAGGUAGAUCAGAGAGUCUUCAGAGACUUCCUGUCAGAGAAGCUGCCUCGCCUUAUGGCUCAUUUUGAGCAUUAUCGGAUUGAUGUCUCACUCAUCACUUUCAAUUGGUUUCUUGUGGCCUUUGUGGACAGCCUGGUCAGCGACAUCCUUCUGCGAGUGUGGGAUGCCUUCUUGUAUGAGGGAACUAAGGUGAUUUUCCGCUAUGCUCUUGCGAUUUUUAAAUACAAUGAGGAGGAAAUCCUGAGAAUUCAUGACAGUGUGGAGAUCUACCAGUACCUACGCUUCUUCACAAGAAUGAUCAUGGAUGGCAGGAAGCUGAUGAACAUUGCUUUCAAUGACUUAAAUCCCUUCCCGAUGAAACUGCUGAAGAACCGCCGGUCGAUGCACAGGGAAGAGCUGGAGGCAGAACUGUGUGAACUGGAACAGAUCAAGGCAGCCUAUGUAAAAGAGAGAGCAGAGCAGGGACCUCAGGACCUGAAGGAGGUUGCUAGUGAAGAGGAAGAAGAGAUUUAACAAAAAGAGUUCCUUAUCACUUCCCUCUCACUUUGCAGUCUUCGGUAGCAACUGUCUGUAAGAGAUGGAGCAGAGGGGGAAAGGUGGUCACAGCAGGAGUUCAUCUGUCUCAGGAAGCAAGGCUGUAAGCAUAUAGGAACAUUUGGGGGACCAUAUAGGACCGAGCUUUGUAAUGGACUGGAAGGUGUCAAAGGCAUUUUACUCUCUUUGGAACUUUUCCUCAUUCAACCUACCCUGUCUUGUGCAGUUCAGGAUUAUAGCUGAUGGUCCAUAGGAAAUACCAGUUGUGCUACCAUGACAGAAGUUGAGAUGAUACCAAAGAACCAGCCAGACAGGAGUUUUCUGCCUUUUCUGAGGGAGGCUUGAAAGAUAUCCUUAUAUACAAGUAAAGUUAGCAGAAAUAAUGAACUGAGAGCACUCCCUCAUUGGUACCUGAAGCUGCUGAAUUGGUGAGGAAGAAAACCUGCUCUAUGAAGGCAUGGUGCCUUCAGUGGAUAGCCUGCCAGGAGAGCGUUGUGUUGAACGUUGCAGUUCCUGAGUCUCUUGAUGAGUGCUGGGCCCAAGAAAGCUCUGGGACCUUGAGGGCAUCUUCCCAUGGGUCUUGGGCUGGGACAGUUGAAAUGUGUUGUGGGAGAGUGCACUUGAAUCUAGUUUAUUUUGUUUCCUCUAGAAGUCAAUGGGAGCAUAAAGUGUGUCUUCCUGCCUGGCUAGGAAAUGCUGGGAGUUAUCUUUCCUCUUUGUUUAGCUCUGAGUAGAGCCAUCUAUGGGUUGGCCUGACCCUGGCAGCACUGUGUCUUCCAGAGGUGGGUUUGCUCCACGAAAAAUCUUUCACCUCAGAGUGAAAUCAACCACAGCCUGGCUGCUGGCAGGGCUUACUUAAUGUUACGGAGAAGUUGACUGCUGUGGACGCCUGGGUUUUCUGAUCACUUCACACUUGACCAGGAUGAGUGUUUGUCCAUCUUCCUCUGCCUCACGGUUUUGCUCUUCCUGUGCCAGGUUUCUGUGUUGACUUUCCUGUGACUCCCAUUCAUAAUGGGAAGGAGGAGAUAAUUUCUGUAGGAGUUUCCAGUAUUGAAGGAAUAUGGAAUAUGGCCCUCUGCUGGUGAACCUACAAACCACUUGGACUAGGUCAGAGAAGAUGGCUUGCUUGAUAAUUCUUUAGAAAAAACAUUAAUUUCCCCUGAACCAAGGAGCUGGCCUUAUGGGUCUGGCACAUGGAGAUGCCCUGCCUACCUCUGGGAAUGGGGUCUGAUUCUCCCCUGCCUCCCAGGAUCAGCCAUCACCUGGACCGUGCAGCUCAAUCCAUCACAGAUCCAGGAUAGGUCAAGUGCUUUAGAUAAACACAACUUUUCCCUAACACAGUGCUAGAACUGCCCUGCUUUCCUGCUGAGCAGUGCUUUAUUCUAGGUGUGCCAGCAGUCCUGUCAUUUUCAGCAUCCAGCAGACUCUGCUGUAAGGCAAGCUUUGCUCUGUGUUUUCAGACUGACCUUGAACUGAAGCCCAUUCAGUGGAUGAUGCCUCUUUCAAACCUCUUGUGGUAUGAAGCCAUCAGUGCUUGCAGAGGAAGCAAAAGGAAAUACUCAUAGCCCAUACUGUUCUCAGCCAGGUGGGCCAUAGGCAGGAUCACAGACUGUAGUGGAAACAGCACCAGUCUCUGUUCACCUGAGACACGUGGUCCGCUUGGGCACACCUGCACAAAUCAGACAGUUUCAAAGCAUUAUAGAAGUCUGAGUUGGGACAGAGCUGUGGAGGCCAACCACACAGCAUGAAAGUAAUCAAAGUGGGUAUUAGAUUUUAGGAAGAGUAGUUGGAUGGGCAAGAGUGAGGUAGAUCCCCUGUAUGUCACUGACAGCUGCACACAUUGGAAGUGUGGGACAAGAAGAAAAUGGUACUGGGGUCUUACCACAGUAUCUCUAAUAAGAAAGCACUGGUUUUAAAAUGAUGCACCUACCUAGAGAAGCUCAAAAGGCAGAAGGUAUUUCUUUACAGAUGAUAUUGCUGAUCUAAUUUACUCAUACUGUUAUGUGCAUGGGUGCACACAAAUACAGAUCUUUGCUACUGUUACGGACUAUUGGAAGGCAUUAUCUUUCAAAUCAAGACUGUGGAAAUUAGAAAUAUAUUUAACUACUGUAUUUUUCCUCAAGCCUUUUGCAGUAGGUCAGAAAUCUUUUCUACCUGACACUGUUUUUUAAGAAAAGAAUUUGAAAACAUAUUAUUAGACCAGCUCACAGGCUGAUGUAUGUCUACAGUAUAUAAAAAGAUAUUGGUCUGUGUGAUAUAUAAUGACCCAUUAAAAAAUAAAUUUUUCUGAAGAAGACAGAAUUGAAA
Messenger RNA from Neopsephotus bourkii (Bourke's parrot), 5619 nucleotides. RefSeq names its product TBC1 domain family member 2 (gene TBC1D2). NCBI's taxonomy places the organism in Eukaryota, Metazoa, Chordata, Aves, Psittaciformes, Psittacidae. The record is from RefSeq and is a predicted model, not a curated record. Bases 361 to 3291 code for a protein of 976 amino acids. The transcript is spliced from 14 exons.